CCCAGCCAGCCCCGGGCCGAGCCCGGGGGUCCGGGCUGCCCGUCGCCUCCGGCCGUCGGGCCGAGCGUCCUCCUACUGACCGCGCGUCCCUCGGCCUCCCCGCCUGCCCGGCGACACCUCGGCAGGGCACGAUGGCCGGGAAAGCGGCGGGAGCCGGCGGUACCGGGAUCCUGCUCGUCACGGCCAACGUGGGCUCGCUCUUCGACGACCCGGAGAACUUACAGAAGAAUUGGCUUCGAGAAUUUUACCAGAUCGUGCACACGCAUAAGCCGCACUUCAUGGCCCUCCACUGCCAGGAGUUUGGUGGCAAGAACUAUGAGGCGUCCAUGUCCCACGUCGACAAAUUUGUCAAAGAGCUCCUCUCCAGCGACGCCAUGAAGGAGUAUAACCGGGCACGCGUAUACCUGGAUGAGAACUACAAAUCUCAGGAGCAUUUCACGGCGCUAGGAAGCUUUUAUUUCCUUCAUGAAUCCUUGAAGAACAUCUACCAGUUUGACUUUAAAGCAAAGAAAUAUAAAAAAGUUACUGGCAAAGAAAUCUAUUCUGACACGCUGGAGAGCACGCCGAUGCUGGAGAAGGAGAAGUUUCCCCAGGAAUAUUUCCCAGAGUGCAAAUGGUCCAGGAAAGGCUUCCUUCGGACGAGGUGGUGCAUCUCUGACUGUGCCUUCGACCUGGUGAACAUCCACCUUUUCCAUGAUGCUUCCAAUUUGAUUGCCUGGGAAACCAGCCCCUCAGUUUAUUCCGGAAUUCGGCACAAGGCCCUGGGUUACGUGCUUGACCGAAUCAUCGACCAGCGGUUUGAGAAGGUGUCGUACUUUGUCUUUGGAGAUUUCAACUUCCGACUGGACUCCCGAUCCGUGGUGGAGACACUUUGUACAAAGGCCACAAUGCAGACCAUCCGGGCGGCUGACACUAACGAAGUUGUGAAGUUAAUAUUCCGUGAAUCUGAUAACGACCGGAAGGUCAUGCUGCAGUUAGAGAAGAAGUUGUUUGAUUAUUUCAAUCAAGAAGUAUUCCGAGACAACAACGGAACAGCGCUCUUGGAAUUUGACAAAGAGUUGUCUGUCUUUAAAGACAAGUUGUAUGAACUGGACAUCUCAUUUCCUCCCAGUUACCCAUACAGUGAAGACUCAAGCCAGGGGAAGCAGUACAUGAACACCCGGUGUCCGGCAUGGUGUGACCGGAUCCUGAUGUCCCCGUCAGCCAAGGAGCUUAUCCUGAGAUCUGAAAAUGAUGAGAAGAUUGUGACCUAUGACAACAUUGGACCCAAUGUCUGCAUGGGAGAUCACAAGCCGGUGUUCCUGUCCUUCCGCAUCGCUCCGGGGGCAGGUAAACCCAGUGCUCAUAUGCACAAGUGUUGUGUCGUGCAGUGACGUGUCGCAGGGAGAAGAUGCCAGCGGAACGAGAAGAUCUUUCGGGAGACUGCCUUGUAGCCUGCCAGGAGGAGGAGGAUAAGGAUAAGGAUAAGGAUAAAGCAGUAUACUGAAACCCAUUCUAUUUAACAGCUGUAUUGAUAAACAGUCCUGAGUGCCACCUUUGUAGACUGCUGGCCACACACUCUGCUUCGGCACCAGGACGCUGUCCAAGGAGAUCCUCACAUACCUCACUGUCUUGUGUGUUCCUGUGACGUCCAGUAGAAAUGUGGAGUUUUUAAAUAAGUCACAGUCCUGUUGCCAAAACGCUAAUAGACUGCAGAAAUAGUCUGCAUCGUAGAUUUCACCGUUUUCAACUCUUACCAAUUGUUGGCCGAUGUUGAGAAGGUACUUCUGCCUCCUUCGAGCCCGGGGGGGCGGCCGGCGAUGGGUGUCUGUCCACUGGACUGUGUAGAUAGAUAGCAAUACUUAGCGAUGGCGCACUCUCGCCGCUGGCUUGGGAGCUCACCUUCUCGCUGACUCGGUGAUUUUUACUGGUAGGCCUUGUGUUUCCCCAAUUCCAUGUUAUUUACUCUACUGCCAUGGUCCAUGGUUUUUUUGAAUCACACCGCAGCUGCUUUCCAUUUUUAUAUAUAUAUAUAUAAAUAUAAAUAUAUAUACUUUUUAAAAAUAAUUUAUAAAUCUUACCAAAACCUAUGCUAAAUAGACUUUCCAGUCUGAAUGCCUGUGAGUGGCGUAGCUAACCCCUCAUGUUGGAGCCCGAGGUUGAUUUAGUUCCGUACAUACCAGCCACCAGAACCUUUAGAAUAAACCCCGUGCAGCCCUGUGCCCCUUGGUGUGUUAGAGAAGAUGAGCCCCUCCCCUAGCCCUCAUAUGGUAAUCACCCCCCUCCUCCUUCUGUGCCCCUUCAGGAUGGAAUGUGAUGUGAUAGCUAGGCUGGGUGGACAGGUGUCCCCUUUCCAAAUUUUGUGACCCAUUCCAAAUGUCUUUCCUUUGUCACUGUCCUGGGUGCCAAGUAGUCUUGAUGACAACAGUAACAUUAUGGAAUAAAUAAAAGCAACCUCAUCUGCUUCAGGUAGAAACUGCUUCUCACUGUAGGUAGGUCUGAAGUUUCAGGAACCUACCAGCCCCUGCCCCUGCCCAAGGCAAACCACUCUGGACCGCCAGCCCAUGAGCUCACCUUGUAUCUCCAGAGGUCUCCUCUCCCCCACCUCCUUGGUCCCCCACCUCAGCUCGGUACAACAUUCAAAGGCGAUUAGCGAGUCUGUUGACGAAACACAAGCGUGGGUUUUAUGGAUUCCACGUCGAACACUACAGAGCUCACGGACUGGGGGCGGUCAUUUGUGGGCAAUGGAUGGGGCAGAAAUCACUACAAUGCUGGUGUGUCUGUGUCCGCUGACAGGAUUUGUUAUAUUGCUAGCACUGCCGGAUUUGGGCGUACAUGGCUCUGAAGGGGGAGAGAAGCCUCCGCCUGACCCGUGGCCAGCGUAGCGUGCUCUGCCGCCAUUUCAUUGCGGGUAAUUUUCUUGAUCGUGAAUUUCACUUAUGAAAUAACUUGGAAGGCCUUGAGAAAUGAGAACUCUGUUCUCAAGCAAUAAAAUGAUCUUGGUGACAA
Messenger RNA from Trichosurus vulpecula (common brushtail), 2988 nucleotides. RefSeq names its product inositol polyphosphate-5-phosphatase A (gene INPP5A). The record is from RefSeq and is a predicted model, not a curated record. The transcript is spliced from 16 exons. Bases 132 to 1373 code for a protein of 413 amino acids. Gene Ontology annotation, molecular function: inositol-polyphosphate 5-phosphatase activity. NCBI's taxonomy places the organism in Eukaryota, Metazoa, Chordata, Mammalia, Diprotodontia, Phalangeridae. Gene Ontology annotation, biological process: phosphatidylinositol dephosphorylation.